UGCCGGGCUACCCUGGACCUACUAUUUUGAGAACGGGAAUGCACCACGCUCUCAUACAGAAAGGUAGCCAUGCAGAAAGGAUAGCCUAACCAACCUAAGGCUGCGAGAGAUUCAGUCAUAUUCUCUCUCUAUUUGUUUUGUUUGUUAGGGUACCCCUGAAAAAACAAUGCACGUGUACAACACACACAUCUUUUGUGGUGUCAUAAUACAUCUGCUGUAGUCAGAUUGGCAAAUUGAAUGGGGGAAAGGAAAUUGCGACCACUUGCCAGUAAACGUGUGGAAUGUUUGAGGUGUAUCCAACAAAGACGUAAUAAACCCGAAUCAGAACGUAUGCAAUUCAAACGAAGAUUAUAUUCUGGUUCUAUGGCCUUGCUCUUUAAUUUUUGUCCUUGUCCGCCCAUAUUUUGAUAUUUGACUCCACGAUCAACAUCCUGCAAAUUGCACCAGCCUUGGAUUUGCUGACGUGUCGGCUUCAUCUGCUCAUGCUCGAGCAGAACCAGACAGCCCAACUGCCGACAUGGCUGUAAAUGUAUCUCAUMUAUACGUUUUACUUUUAUUUAUUAAUAAUUUCAUAUCCAAUGCCGCCACKGAAAGGAGAUUCUCCGACUUCAAACGAUGUGCCGACGAGGAAUGCAGUAUGCUCCUGUGCCGGGGGAAAGCAUCAAGUGAUUUCACUGGACCAGACUGUCGGUUCCUGUCUUUUAAAAAAGGAGAGACGGUAUAUGUCUACUAUAAACUCUCAGGCAGAAGGACAGAUAUAUGGGCGGGGUCUGUUGGUAACCGCUUUGGUUACUUCCAUAAAGACCAACUCGCAAUCAAUCACAUAUACACCGAAAAAGAAUUGGAGAUUCCUGCUCAGGAAACUGACUUUGUUUGUUUCGACACCGGACACGAUAAGUUUGACAGUUAUGACAUUGAGUCACUGUUAGUCUCCUCCUUAUUGUUAACGGACCAAGACAAGUCUGUACAAGGAACCACAGAGACUUUAGACCAAAACAAAAGUGCAGAGAGCACCACAGUGGAAGUGGAUGAUCCUCCACCUGAAGUGACUCUGUUAGAAAACGAUGAGAUUGAUAGUGAUGUUCCUGAGGACAUUGAUAAGGUUUUAGAGGAGGUUUUAGAGGAGGUUUUAGAGGAGUUUCCAGAGGAUAAAGAUCCAGGCCAUUUUGAUCCUUUAGAGUCCUCUCUACCUCAGCCUGAAACUGUAAUUGAAACUCUUGAUGCAAAAGGAGUUGAAUCUAACACAGUAGUUGAGCCCACAGCUGAGAGGAUCAAAGAUGACCUUCAGAAAUAUCAGCUGAGGGCCGAGGACUCUGUGCCGGACAGUGUUGUUGAACCAGAGCAAGGUGAGACUAAAGAAAGCCUUUCAGAACCUCUAUCCAAAGAUGAUCCUGAGUUGGAGAAUGCGCCAGAUGGUUUUUCAGAAGGCAGACCUGUCCCUGAGUUGAAAACUACACUUGGAACAACUUUUGAUGCUGUCACCUCCGAUGACGAGGAAACUAGGAAGGUGACUCCAUAUGACGAGGAGGACGAGGGAAGUGAAGAGUUUGAAUAUCAGCAGGAUGAGAAAAGUGAUUAUCAUCUUAGGGAAACUCCAUUGCUGGCUUUUUCUGAAGAACAUUCUAAUUUAGAACACGAAGACAUUCUGGAAUCUGACCAGACAGAUGAGGAAGAGAGUCCACCAGAGACAGCUGAAAAACAGGACUCCAAGGACAAGAACCUGUGGUCUUCAUUAGGUGAUACAGUUUUUAACAUUGUCAGUGGUGGGGAAAGAACAGCUCAUGUUACAGGUUCAGAGGAAGAGGACGACGAGGAUGACGAAGGUGAGAUUGCACCAGAGGAGCCUCCCAAAAUUGAAGAACCCAAGGAGAAUAUACAGCUGCUAGUCAACGACCCAAAGCAGGAGCCAGAGGUAACAGAACAGCCACAUGAGGUCAUCUUUGAGGAACCUAUAGACUCUGAUUUCCAUGAGGCUGUCAAAAUGCCUGAUGUGGAUUCCCAGACUUUGCAGUUGGAGAUGAACCUGAAGAAGGUGACAUUGAACCUUCAAUACCGCCUGCUGAUGAGAGCAGAGAAUCUUACAGUAAAUGAAAGCACAGUCCCUAAACACGUCUCACAGACCAGCCUGCUCUCAGACUUUGAUAGUAAAACUAACGUAUCAGAGCAGAAACAAGCUAUUGAACUCCCUAUACAAAAAGAGUCAAGAGAUUUCUCACAAGUAGAGAAUAAAUUGAAACKGGGUGGUACAGAGCUUUUCAGACGAUUUAGAGGACCUAACGUCCCAGAUCCAACUAAAAACACAAUGGUUAAAGAGAGGCAUGAAGAACUCCCUGUAGACAAGGAGGAUUUGAUAGACCCAGAGAACUUGGAMAUUGAAGAAGAAUUGCUAGAGGAUGAAAAUGCAGCAUUGUCUUCUUCAUCCAAAACCGAGCACACUGAUAAGGACAAAGAAAGUAGAUCGGAAUUUGGGUCAGAGCAAUCCAAUAAUGCUACAGAAACCGAGGUUGUAUCUAGUGAUGAGUUGGAUGUUGUCCAAAUUGAGGAGGCUAUUGACAUAGAACCUGAGGAGCAUGACAUAGAAGAUUCAGAAAGCGCAGGCUUGGAUCAAACACAUACACCCUCACUUGAAGACAAAGUUCCGGAUCCCAUUUCAGGCCAAGAGCCAGAAUACAGUGAUAAUGUGUUGAGGCUGACGCUACUGCGCUACCACUUCAAGGAAGAGGAUAUGGAGCGCUUCCAGAAGAUUCUGGGUCUUCAGAACCUCUUCAGGGUGGAGUUAUUGUUCUCUGACCUGGAGCAGGAGCUGAAUGCUGCUCUGAUGUCACAGACAAACACCAGUGAGGACAUUGAAAAGGUGCUGGAGGCCAUUUUGGAGGCCUCUGAGACCCCAAUCCUGGAUGAGAUUGAGAGGAUGCUGGAUGCCCGGGAGAAUGCUGACGGACAGCAGGAGACUGGUGAGUUUGAUGAGGAAGCCACCAUCUUGGACAACUUCCAAGAGUUGGCGUUCACCCUGCAUCAGAAGUACUCAACGACCAGCGACAGUGCUCCCUUGGAAGAGAGCAGUCAACUACACCCUGACACCGAAGAUGGGGACGUGUCUGAUGCAGAGGAAGAAAAGACGUUCCCGCACUCUGUGGGGGACAUAAACGAGGACAACCUCACUGUGACGGAGACGAGUGAAGAGACUAAGGCACCUGAGGAGAAGCCUGACCAUGAAGGCCACAACAGACCAGAUCUGGAUAUUGGUCUAGAGGAGGAUGUGGGGCAUUUUAACAGAAACCAAGACAAUCAGCCAGAAGAAAUCCAGAGGGGCCCUCAAGCUAUUUUGGAAAAUACCUUGGACAUGGGACUUGUUGACAUGGAGCACCCUUCCUCAGGCUCUUUGGAGUCGCCUCCUGUUUCUGAUUUCCAGGAAGAGGAGCAGAAUGGUUCAUCAUUCGUAUCGGUGUUAAUUUUCUCUGGUAGUCUAGUCACCCUGGUUUAUGAGUACCUUGGAAUAUAUGCUGUUAUGAUGGUCACCUGCCUGCCAGAGGAAUGGAAGCCAGGUCCGGACUUUUACGGCGUGUCCUGGGAACCCGUCCUGGCCACUGCAGGCGCCGGGGUCAUCGGCUUCCUCUUCCUCUUUUGGAAGAGCGUUUUAUCUGUCAAAAGGAAGUCCUAUCUAACUACUGAAAAAGAGAUGGCAGACAGGAUGAAAGCAUUUGAACAAGAGAAGGAGGAGAUACUCCUAAAGGUUGCUGAACUGAAACAACAGGGUGAAGAACUCAAAGAAAAGAAAAAGCUGUCUGAGAAAUCUGCCACCUCAUCUCUGGAAAAGAUCCAAGAAUUAAAAAAUCUUGUGCAAGAGAUGGAGAGACAAAAUGAGUGCCUGGAUGAGGAAAAGAACUUGCUCGCCAGAUCCUUUGACGAAGAGCGGACAAAGACGGCGAAACAUCAAGAUAUGAUGUCAGAAAUGGACAAAACUAUUGAGAAGUUGAAGCGGAGCAGAAAGAAGACUCAGGAGGCUCUCUCAAAGGCUACCGUUCUGAUGGAAGAAGCCAAGCUCCGCGAAGAUGCACGGAACGUCCAGCACCAGGUUCUGGAGAAGGAUAUCGCCACCCUGAGAGAGGAGAACAUCUCGCUGCACCACGCUGCCAAUUCGUGGGAGGAGAAGCACAGGGAGUUGAGCGAGCAGAUCAAAGUCUACCAGAAGUCCCAGAAAGACCUGGAGGACUCCCUUGCUCAGAAGGACCACAACGUUGAGGUUUUGUCUGACCUCCUGAGAGACCUCGAGGCCUGCGACGACCUAAAAGGAGGCGUCGUGGCUAACGGGGAAGCCGCUAACGACAAGCAGACCGUCAUCCGAAACCGCAUUAAGCAAAUGAUGGAUGUCACUCGGGUCCAGACCACUCUGUCUGUCGUGGAGGAAGAGCGRGAUCGCUUCAUGACCAAGCUGCUGAACGAAGAGAAAGCCAGGAAAGAGCUGGAAGAACAAUARCAGAAGCUGGAGCAUGACAUCUUGUUGGUGAAAAGUGAUAAGAACCACCUGGAGAACCAGUACAAGACCCUGCAGCAGAAGAACGAGAUCAUUACAGAGAUGUACCAGCAGAAGGAGAACGCCUUGCAGCAGAAGRUAACCAAGGAGGAGUUUGAGCGUCGCAACAACGAGGACAGGCUGACUGAGGUCGACGGCAAGGCCCUAGAGGCCGAGGAGGAGGUCAAGGUGUGCAGGCAGCGUAUCAAGGAGAUCCAGGAUGAGCUGAAACAGACUGAAAAGUCCUACAAAGCCCAGAUCAUUGAGCAGGAGCAGAAAUCCCAUGAGAACUGGGUUAUUGCACGCGCCGCAGAGCGAGCUCUGUUGGACGAGAAAAAGGAAUCAACUAACCUCCGUAUCAAACUGACGGAGAUGUCCAGCAAGCUGAAUGAGCUCCGUAGGCCUCUAUUCAAACCCACCCCUGGGAUGGCUCCCAUGCCUCUCCGACGAGGUGACUCGUACGGGCCCUCGCCCGUGAGCGGAGGUGCCCCGUCCCCCCCUCUCAUGAUGGAGGGUCCUGGGCGACCCCCCUCUGCCCCUGUGGGGAGAAGGAACGAGCCCUACGGACCGCGACCUCCAUCUGACCCUCACGGUCGUUACCCCCCUGACCACAAACACCCAGUGGCUGCUAGACCUGACACCAUUGCACCACGUACAUCCUCUCCAAGCAGUCUGGACAGCUCGCAGACCGCUCCACCACAGUCACAGGCUGAGGCCCAGGCCUCCACAGAGAACCCAGAGGCAAACUCAGGACCUCGGGGCCCUGGCUCCCUCCUGGUCUCUCCUAUCAGCUCCCCCCCCGACUCAGGCCCCGGCCCCCUCAGACCAGUUAUCAGCCAUCCCUCCGGACUCUGCUACCGUCCUCCUCCUGGGCCCCACCACAUCCCUCCUCCCCCACCCUUCAUGCCUCCCAUGUACCGACCAGCCAACGGACCUAACGGACAGCCAGGCAUGAUGCCUCCCGGACCCCCACCACCUAAUGGACACCCACCUGGUCCCAUGAUGCCACCCGGACAGCGGCCUCCACCUCCUGGUGCCUACGGCCCCCCACACCACCGGGGCCCUCCUCCACCUCACUAUGGACCAGUGCCUCCCCCAUUCGGUGUUCGCGGCGGCCCCCCUAUGGCCCGACCCAUGGGACCACCACGUCCCUACAUGCACUACGGACCACGUGAUCACUCCAUCCCACCCCAGCACCUGCCCCCAGGAGCGGCCCCAUACCCUCCUCACGGCGGCCCCAGAGACUUCCCCGGGCAGCCCCCCAUGCAGCAGGCCCCCCAUGGGCAUGACUCGUCUGUGGGUCCCCAGGGGCAAGACUACAGCUCCCAGCAGGCAGCAGCUACCACCCAGCCCCAGGACUCAGUCAGCUCCUCCAUGGCAGAGCCUUAGACACCCACCAACUAUGUCAGAGGGCUUGGAUACCACCUGCUACCAUUAACAAACCCAGCUAUGUCUAAUCYACCACGAUUUCUCUUUAUUUUUCCCUUUUCCUUUAGAUUUAAUUUGGAUAGAUAUAUUAGUGCCAGUCAAAAGUUUGGUCACCUACUCAUUCAAGGGUUUCUUUAUUUMUACUAUUUUCUACAUUGUAGAAUAG
Molecule: messenger RNA, 6107 nt
Organism: Salvelinus sp. IW2-2015
Lineage: Eukaryota; Metazoa; Chordata; Actinopteri; Salmoniformes; Salmonidae
Source: RefSeq, a predicted model, not a curated record